Paramuricea clavata is the source of this 1128-nucleotide messenger RNA. The record is from the annotation of a GenBank genome assembly. Lineage: Eukaryota; Metazoa; Cnidaria; Anthozoa; Malacalcyonacea; Plexauridae.
AUGGAGAAUUUCGAUUCAGAAAAAGUUGAAAAACCGACUGCCGAAGUAUCGUCCGGUCAAAGUGAGGAAGACGACCUCUUUGCCGAAGUGGACAUCGACGGAUCCAACGAGAAUGACGACUUAACGGCGAAAUCAAGCAGUUUUCUACGGCAGUUAAACCAAUCCUUACAUACAAUGGUUGGCUCGAUCAUGGAAAAAUCGCUAAAACGUCUCCACGAAGACAAGACACCUCCGGCGAAACGAAAGAAACCUCGCCUGGCUACAGAGACAACUGGACCUGAGGAAGUAGAAGAAAACCAGAGCAGCGACGAAGAUACACGGGCACUUUGUGGCCCAUCAAAUGCCGACUCGGCAGAAAGCUCUCAAACCACAAACGCUCGACUCGAGCAAGACACUGACAAUUGCAAUGACUCAUUGCUGUCAGAAAUUGAAAAUGGUUUCUCUCAGGAGGACGAUAUGGGCCCGGCUAUCACAGAGAAACUCGCUACCAUAAUCAAUAAGCGUUGGUCUGAAAAACUGAGCGAUCAAAAGCUGAAAGAAAAGCGGGAUCAACAUCCCCGCCCAGACAACUGUGACAGACUUGUGGCGCCACGCAUUAACCCAGAAAUCUGGGCGAGAAUAGACCACACUGCAAAACAGUUGGACCUUCGCGCCAGCACAAACCAAGCUAAUCUGGCCAAAGCUGGAGUUGUCCUGGCAAAAUCAACCGACAAACUUUUGUCACUUUAUCAAAAAGACUCGAAGCCCGAGUACCGAGAGCUUAUCACACUCAACACAGACGCCCUUGCUCUGCUGGGACACGCGUCGUGUGAAAUGUCACAACGAAGGCGGGAAACGCUAAAACCGCAUCUUAACAAAGAAUACACGACGCUUUGCGCCUCGCAUGUUCCAGUUACAUCCCUCCUAUUUGGGGAUGACCUACAGGGUCAACUAACAAAUAUACGAGCUACAAACAAAGUUAGCAACACAAUCAGCGAUGCGAGAAAACAAUAUAAAAAUACACAACAAUGGCGACCACGAUCAGAUUACGACAAGAAGCAUUUUUUAUCCAAGGGCCCCAGACAGCGCCAAAAACCGCCUCCACCAAGGAAACCAAACCAGUGGAAUCGAAACCGAAAAAAUCAGUAA